AGCCAGUGCAGACAGAGAAGGGCAGAAAGAGUGACGGCAACAGAAAAGCAGAGAUCUUCUGAGGACCAUUCACCUUUGACUGAACAUUCAAGGGGAGACGAGGGAUCGUUCCGAGGGACGUGGAGUAAAACAAAAGUUGAUCCGUUGAAUAAAGAAACUUAUCUGAGCAUCAUGGAUGGAGAGUUGUCAAGCCAGGAGACAUCUGAGUCUACAGCGACAACUAAUCAGACUGAUACCACCAACAACAACAACAACCAGGCAGAUGAACCAGGACCCAAGAUGAAUGAAGACACAGAGAUAGAGCACUCAGACAAAGAGACAGCUGAAGGUCAAAGGGAAAUGAAGGAGACAGUCACACACCAGGGUGGAGGAGAGGACGCCAGUGCUGGAGAUAUGGACGAGCCGCAGAGGACAUCAAAGCCUCUCCAAGACGAGACUGAAGAAGUGGGACAAGAUAAAGACAAAACAUCCACUGAUGUAAACAACCUUGCACUGAUAGAUGACAAAAAAGACAGAGAGGGAGAGGUGGAACAAGACAAGAAAGAAGAGCAAGUGGAAGAGGUCAAGAGUGGGAAAGACGGAGAGGAUGUCAGUGACAAAAAUAAGCACGAAGAUGAGAGUGGAACUCAGCAAGAGGAGAAAGACGUGAGUGGAAAAGAAGCAAAGGAGGCGGAGAAGAAAGAACAAGUCAGAGAAGCAGAUGUAGAGAUAAAAGACAAGGCAAAGAUUAAAGAUGGAGAAAAACAAGGGAAACCCAAAAGAAAGAGUGCUCUUCCCUCCUCUUCUGUGUCCCGACCAAGGCAAUCUGCACGCUCUGUGAGAGCAGCCACUAAAAACAGCAUCAUUGCCAAGUUUGAACAAGGUGCACCAGAGACACCGAUAGCCCGCAACUUCAAAGUUCAGAGAUCAUCUGCAGCUGUGGCCACAGGGGCUACAAUCAAACAGAAGAUGCUUCAGUGGUGUCGCAGUAAAACCAGAAACUAUGAGGGUGUCAACAUAGAAAACUUCUCCUCGUCUUGGAGCAACGGCCUGGCUUUCUGCGCGCUGAUCCACCGUUUCUUUCCGGAUGCUUUUGACUUCAGCUCCCUCAGUCAAAAGGAGAGGGAGAAAAACUUCACUCUGGCCUUCCAAACUGCAGAAUCCCUGGCUGACUGCUGCCCUCUGCUGGAAGUGUCUGAUAUGAUCAUGAUGGGCAACCAUCCGGAUCCCAUGUGUGUGUUCACAUACGUCCAGUCCCUCUGCCACGGCCUGUCCAAAAUAGAGAAAGAGAGGAAGGAUAAAGAAAAGGAGGAUAAAGACAAGUGUGGCAAUGAGGCAGAAGACAAAGACAAAGGAGAAGAUGCAGCGGGACAGGUAGAGAUGAAGAAGGAUGAAGAAGAGUCGGCUGAGGCAGGGACAGAGCAGAACCAAGAGGAAAAAGAGGGAGAAAGUGCUGAUCCAGAGAGAACUGCUAAGGAGGAGGAGGAUGCACUAAAGAGCUGCAAGAUGGAGGAAGGUGGAGGAGCGUUAGUGGAGGCUGAGUCCUAGACAGAUACAUUAUUAAGUGACUGAAAGACUGAGAAGACCAAACCGACUGUUGAUGGCUGUGGUUGAGUGAAAGAGUCAAUGUUACAUUUAGCUGCGUACGUUUGAAAGUGUUUGCUUCUUCUCCUUUUACUGACAUGUUUGUUUUUGAGCACAUAAACUAGAAAUGUUAAUAAUUGUAUUUGUUGUGUUUGUAUAAAACCUUGACUUAAAAUAACAGGUUUAGAAAUGACAAUUAUUUGGAGCAUUAAUAAAUAAAAUCUUUAUGGCAACAA
This is a messenger RNA of Solea solea (common sole), 1799 nucleotides long. RefSeq names its product smoothelin-like 1 (gene smtnl1). Gene Ontology annotation, cellular component: filamentous actin; microtubule organizing center. Gene Ontology annotation, biological process: actin cytoskeleton organization. The record is from RefSeq and is a predicted model, not a curated record. Gene Ontology annotation, molecular function: protein binding. The transcript is spliced from 5 exons. NCBI's taxonomy places the organism in Eukaryota, Metazoa, Chordata, Actinopteri, Pleuronectiformes, Soleidae. Bases 172 to 1527 code for a protein of 451 amino acids.